Molecule: messenger RNA, 1287 nt
Organism: Peronospora farinosa
Lineage: Eukaryota; Oomycota; Peronosporomycetes; Peronosporales; Peronosporaceae
Source: the annotation of a GenBank genome assembly
AUGUCAUUUAUGGCUAAAGAAGAACGCAAGAAGCGCAGCAUUAACGAGAUGUUUGGCGACGAAGACUCGGACGACUCUGGCGAUGAACAAAUCGCUCGCACUACGACGGUCCCUACAGCUGAUGCGUCAGGACUAUUUGGCUCUGACUCGGAGAGUGACGAUGAGGAGAAGAAAUCAGUCAAACGUCCCGUGCUGCCGCCUGUAAAACGUGUCAAAAAUUCGUUUAAUAAUGACGACGGUCAAAAACAGCUUGAUCAAAGAGACGAGUAUGAUUCUGGAGACGAUGCAGUUGCUACUAAAGAUGACGACGAUUUUAUUGACCGAGACGACGAUCUAGCAGAUGUACUUGGCGAGUACGCUGAAGAUCGACAACAUUUUGACGAUGAACGUCCAAUUGAUGAACCGAGCACUAUGCAGGAGCAAAAGGACGAUUUUUUUGACAGGACAUUGAAUUCCCUUAAAACGGGACGCUCUCGUGCUAAGAUCAACUUGUCGCCACAGGAAAUGGAACAGAUUACCCAAGAAGUACUUUACCGAAUGGAUAAAGCUUAUGCAGAUGAUUUGGCGAGUAUUGCUCAACGUCGUCCAGCACUAGAAAAGAUCAAGUUUAUGGAAAAUGCACUCCAUGUCUUGCGCAAGAUACAGUUUCAACCGAUGUUGUUGGAUUUUGACCUGCUCACGAUAGUGAAGAAAUGGAUCCAGCCUUUGGAGGAUAGCACGCUACCUAACGUCGGUGUACGUACCAAGAUGCUUGAGAUGGUCAGCAAAAUGCCAGUUUUUAAGGAGCAUUUGAAGCGCAGUGGACUUGGAAAAGUUGUGAUGAUGUUGAUGAAACACCCGCGAGAGACAAUUGAGAACAAGGAGCUGUGCCGCAGUCUGGUGGAACGUUGGAGUCGUGCAGUCUUCAACAAGACGCUGGAUUUCUCAAAGCUGGCUGAAUUAGAAGCUGAAAAGGCUGACAGUGAAGUUUAUCGCCGUCGUGAGCGCGCGCGUCGACAAAAGUCGAAGAACAAAGCACACGCAUCUGAUCGCAGUGGCAAUGUGUUCAGUGUUCGCAAUGCCGAUCAUGAUGUAAAGAUCGAGGCAUCAGAGCGUGCAGAGCUGCCUCAACAGCUGCACAUUGAUUUCUUGCUUCGCCCUCAGUCCAAGGUCGACAUGAAUGCCGUGCAGUCCAAGAAGGCGGAUCCAGAUUCACGCAAGGCUCGCUUGACCAAGCGGAUGCAGGAAAUUGCUAGGCCUGGAAGGAAGACUAAACGGGCUACGGGUGUAAGUAUCGAGGGUAGAUAA